UCCUCAGGCAGCAGCAACGCGGAGGAAACGGGAGUGAACGGAGAGCUUAGUGACCAUCAUGAGCCUCCUCAACAAGCCCAAGAAUGAGAUGACCCCAGAGGAGCUGCAGAAGCGAGAGGAAUUUCACAUGAGUCCACUCUCUGUGCUCACGCAGUCAGUCAAGAACAACACCCAAGUGCUCAUCAACUGUUGCAACAAUAAGAAACUCCUGGGCCGGGUGAAGGCCUUCGGUAGGCACUGCAACAUGGUGCUGGAGAACGUGAAGGAGAUGUGGACCGAAGUCCCUAAGAGCGGCAAGGGAAAGAAGAAAUCCAAGCCAGUCAACAAAGACCGCUACAUCUCCAAGAUGUUCCUGCGCCAGGACUCGGUCGUCGUGGUCCUGCGGAACUCGCUCAUUGUCGGCAAGUAG
Chlorocebus sabaeus (green monkey) is the source of this 409-nucleotide messenger RNA. The record is from RefSeq and is a predicted model, not a curated record. Lineage: Eukaryota; Metazoa; Chordata; Mammalia; Primates; Cercopithecidae.